Molecule: messenger RNA, 876 nt
Organism: Blumeria graminis f. sp. triticale
Lineage: Eukaryota; Fungi; Ascomycota; Leotiomycetes; Helotiales; Erysiphaceae
Source: the annotation of a GenBank genome assembly
AUGCUUCAUAUCAUUGGAAUCGGACUCUCAGAUGAAACAGACAUCACCGUGAAAGGCCUAGAUAUUGUGCGUCGAGUGGAUCGAGUCUACCUGGAAGCGUACACUAGUAUUCUUCUCGUAGAUAGAUGCGUUCUCGAAAAUUUCUACGGGCGGGAUGUCAUUAUUGCUGAUCGAGAAAUGGUUGAGUGCGACGACAAUCAAAUAUUGCAAGAUGCCAAGACCCUCGACGUAGCAUUCCUCGUUGUAGGAGAUCCUUUUGGCGCUACCACUCAUACAGAUCUUGUUCUACGCGCACGCAAGCUCAAUAUUCGUGUCUCGUCUGUUCCGAAUGCGAGUAUUUUGUCUGCAAUAGGUGCUACUGGUCUACAGCUCUACAAUUUCGGACAGACUGUAUCGAUGGUAUUUUUUACGGAAACGUGGAUGCCGGCUUCAUUUUACGAUCGUAUCAAAGAAAAUCGUGAUUCGGGACUACACACUUUAGUUCUUCUAGACAUCAAAGUCAAGGAACAGAGCCUAGAAAACAUGGCAAGAGGUCGUAAAAUAUACGAAGAACCAAGAUACAUGACUGUGAGCCAAUGCGCACUUCAGAUGCUCGCGAUUGACGAGAAGAAAACUGUUAUCGGGGAAGGUGGGAUUUACAACGAGGAAAGCCUCGCCGUCGGUGCGGCUAGGGUUGGAUCUAAGACAGAAAAAUUUAUAUGUGGAACCUUGAAACAGCUUUGUCAUGUAGAUGAGGCACUCGGAAAGCCAUUACACAGUCUUGUGUUACUCGGGCAAAGAACUCACGAAUUGGAAUGUGAAUAUCUCAAGGAGUUUGCUGUUGAUCAAGACGAGUGGGUAAAAAUAUGGACCAGAGAUUAUUCCGGGAAAUCGUAA